AUGCCACAAAAAUCUAUUAAGUCUUCAAAACUGCACGAUGUAACCACGAAGGACCAGAAGGAACAAGAGCCUGGUACUCCAGCAGUGUUGCAGCCACAACGGGACGAAAGCCCCGAAAGGACAAGCUGCGGCAAAGUCAUUCUGCCUGCCGGUUCAGCAGAUGUGAUGGACACUACGUACGCCUACCAGGAAGGAACACCACCCGCAAUUACCGGACAACAAAGCACUAGCACUGAGACGCUUGAGGAAAAUGCUAGACGUCCAUGGAAUACCCAGACACUCUACAGAUGUACGACAAUGUCUUCAAGGACCAACAGGAAAAAGGAGUCAUAG
Cylicocyclus nassatus is the source of this 333-nucleotide messenger RNA. The record is from the annotation of a GenBank genome assembly. NCBI's taxonomy places the organism in Eukaryota, Metazoa, Nematoda, Chromadorea, Rhabditida, Strongylidae.